Brenthis ino (lesser marbled fritillary) is the source of this 444-nucleotide messenger RNA. NCBI's taxonomy places the organism in Eukaryota, Metazoa, Arthropoda, Insecta, Lepidoptera, Nymphalidae. The record is from the annotation of a GenBank genome assembly.
AUGGAAGAUAUUGUUGCUUUAUUUGAGUCUCGAAUGAGUGUUUUUGAAAAGUCUCUUGUCCAAAGUCAGACUACUACUAAAAACACAAGCACUGGAAGUGACAUUUCUGCGCUAGCCGCUGAUUACACGGUCUUCAAGGACUUAAUGUGGAAAUCCUUAUCUAUGCUCCGUCAACAGCUCCAGUUGCUCACUGCUGGAUUUGAUAGGCAUGAAAUGCUGUCACGAAGAAAGGUCCUGCUCUUUCAUGGGCUUCCUGAAGAUUCUGAUGAGCAGACUGAGAGUAAAGUCCUUACUGAUUUGCAAUUAAAACACCAACUGAGCCAAAGGUCCCAUAUCUCAGGAUUACUUAAAAAGGCAAAAAAGAAACUGCCAACCAAGUUAGGGACGUUAAAUAUAGAAUUUAUAAUAAGCUGUCUCGUCUUGGAACAACAACACAUGAGCUCG